AUGAACAUUUUUCCAACCAACAAUGGUAAAUCAUGUAUGAGUCCUGGAGAACUCCUUCAUGGCUCUGUCCACACACCCAUGGGUGUCAUGUUUGGGUCAACAAUUACAUAUUCUUGUGAUAAAGGAUACCGACUCAUUGGUGUCAAAUCUUCCACAUGUAUUAUCUCAGGCAAUACUGUAACCUGGGAUGAAGACAUGCCUAUUUGUGAAUCUAUUCCUUGUAAGCCACCCCCAUCCAUCCCCAAUGGGGACUAUUAUAGCAGCAGUAGAGAGGAUUUUUACUAUGGAAUGGUCGUGACUUAUCAGUGCCAUGUUGGACGGAAUGGGAAAAAGCAGUAUGACCUCGUGGGUGAGAAGGCAAUAUAUUGCACCAGCAAUGACAGUCAAGUUGGCAUCUGGAGUGGCCCUGCUCCUCAGUGUAUUAAUCUAGUCAAAUGCCCAUUUCCAGAAGUUGAAAAUGGAAUUGUGGAAUCUGGAUAUAGACGUUCAUUUUCCUUAAAUGAUACUGUGAUGUUUAAGUGUAAGCCUGGCUUUACCAUGAAAGGCAGCAACGAGGUAUGGUGCCAACCAAACAGUAAAUGGGAUCCUCCACUGCCAAGGUGUUUCAAGGGGUGUCUACCACCUCAACGUAUCCACCAUGGUAAUUAUAACAAAAUGGAUAAGGAAUUUUUUGCAAUUGGACAGGAAGUGUCCUACAGCUGUGAGCCUGGCUACACUCUUAUUGGACCUAAUGCUAUACAGUGUACAUCAUUGGGAACCUGGAGCCAAACAACCCCCAAAUGUGAAGCCAAAUCAUGUGAUACCGUUCCAAACCAACUUCUCAAUGGCCAGGUGGUGACUCCUUCUACUCUACAGCUUGGGGCAGAGGUUUCUUUUGUUUGUGAUGAGGGGUACCGGUUAAAUGGCAAAUCUUCUAGUCAGUGUGUCUCAGAAGGAAUGAGAGUACUCUGGAAUAAUAAGUUUCCUGUCUGUGAACGGAUUCUUUGUGACCCUCCUCCUAGUAUCCAAAAUGGUCGGAACAGUUAUUUUUCUGGCCCUAUACCUCUCAACACUGUGGUGAGGUACUCUUGUUUCCAUAACUUCCGCAUCAUUGGAGAAAAGACUCUUUUUUGUAUACCUAAAGACCAAGAGAAAGGAAUCUGGGAUAAAGCUGCUCCUACCUGUGAAUAUUUCAACAGAAAUUCUGUUUGCCCUGAGCCCAUAGUGCCAGGGGGACACAAAGAUAAAACAUCGAGACCACCGUACAGACACGGUGAUUCUGUGACAUUUACCUGUAACGCCAACUUCACCAUGAAAGGAAACAAGUCUGUUUGGUGCCAAGCAAAUAAAACGUGGGGGCCGACACCGCUCCCCACCUGCGAGAGCGAUUUCCCCCUGGACUGUCCACCACUUCCCAUGAUCCCCAAUGGACAUCACACAGGACAGGAUGUUGGCCCCUUUGUCCCUGGAUUCUCUGUGACUUACAGCUGUGAACCUGGUUAUUUGCUUGUUGGAGAAAGGACUAUCCGUUGUUUGUCAUCAGGAAACUGGAGUGCUGUCAUUCCAAAAUGUGAAGGCAUCCUUUGCCCACCACCUCCGUCUAUUCCCAAUGGAACACAUACAGGCAGCCCUGCAGCGAACUUUCCGUAUCGAAGCACAGUCACUUACACGUGCGACCCAGGCCCAGAGCCAGGAGUGGACUUCAUCCUGACUGGGGAGAGAGUUCUCCGUUGUACCUCCGAUAGUCAGAAGGCUGGGGUCUGGAGUCCCCAAGCUGCCCCACGCUGCGAACUUGCUGUUUCUGGGAUUCAGUGUGCACCGCCCCAGAUCCUAAGAGGCCAAAUAUUGUCUGGGCAGAAGGAUCAAUAUUCCUAUAAUGACACUGUGGUAGUUGCUUGCUCGAUUGGCUUCACCUUGAAAGGCCCCAGGAAAAUGCGAUGUAGUGCCCGAGGCACAUGGGAGCCAUCGGCACCAGUCUGUGAAAAGGAUUGCCAAGCUCCCCCUAAAAUCCCCAACGGACAAAAGGAAGAGAGACGCGGGACCCGCUAUGAGCCUGGAACAUCCAUAAAAUACAGCUGUGACCUUGGCUAUGUGCUGGUGGGCGCGGAAUCCAUACAUUGUACCUCUGAUGGGAUGUGGACACCCUCCGUCCCCAAAUGCAAAGUCGCAGAAUGUGAACAUGUAGGAACACAUCUCUAUAAAAUACCCCGAAAUCAGGUUAUUAGACCAGAUGUUAACUCUUCUUGCGAUGAAGGGUUCCGGCUAGGUAGCAGUGUUUAUCAACAAUGUCGAGGCACCACUCCUUGGUUUAUAGAGAUUCGUCUUUGUGACGAAAUCACCUGCCCAAAGCCCCCUGAUAUCUACAAUGGGAAACACACAGGGGGUUCCUCAGAAGACUUCACAUAUGGGACCACCGUCACUUAUACAUGUAACCCUGGGCCAGAGGAAGGAGUCAAAUUCAACCUCAUUGGGGAGAGCACCAUCCGUUGUAUAAGCAACCAUGAAGAGAAGGGCGUCUGGAGCGGCUCUGCUCCCCUCUGUAAACUUUCCCUCCCUGCUGUUCAGUGCUCACUUCCCCACAUCGCAAAUGGAUUCAAGAUAUCGGGCAAGGAAGCCCCGUAUUUCUACAACGACAGUGUGACAUUCAAGUGUGACAAUGGAUUUACUUUGAAGGGCAGCAGUCAGAUUCGUUGCAAAGCCAAUAACACCUGGGAUCCUGAAAAACCGGCUUGUGAAAAAGAGUGCCAGCCCCCGUCUAGGCUCCACCACGGCCGGCAUACAGGUGGAAGCAGGGUCCUCUUUGUCCCUGGGAUGACUGUAGACUACACCUGUGACCCCGGCUACUUGCUGGUGGGGAACAAAUCCAUCCACUGUAUGCCUUCAGGAAAUUGGAGUCCUUCUGCCCCUCGGUGUGAAGAAGCACCGUGUCGGCCUGUGGGAGAAGGCGUCCAGGGGCUUCCAGCCGAUGCGCACGUGACUCCGGUUAAUAAAUCCUGUCAAGACGGGUACCAGCUGACUGGGUACACUUAUCACAAGUGUGAAGGUGCUGAAAAUGAAGUUUGGUUCCAAAAGAUUCCAGUCUGUGAAGCUCUUCGCUGUCCACCUCUACCAAUGAUUUACAAUGGGAGACACACGGGUGUGAUGGCAGAACACUUCCUAUAUGGAACUGAAGUCUCUUAUGAAUGUGACCAAGGAUUCUCUCUUCGGGGAGAGGAAAGUAUUCGAUGCAUAAGUGAUUCUAAAGGACGUGGAUCUUGGAGUGGACUUCCCCCACAGUGCUUAAAAUUGCCUCCUGUGACCCACUGCCCUAACCCAGAAAUCAAACAUGGAUACAAGCUAAAUAAAACUCAGUCAUCGUAUCCCCACAAUGCCAUCAUAGACAUUGCCUGCAACCCUGGUUUCAUCAUGAAUGGAAGUAACUUGAUUAAGUGUCAUACCAAUAACAAAUGGGUUCCAGGCGUACCAACCUGUAUCAAAAAGGAGGUAAACUGUAGCUUCCCAGAGUAUAUGCAUGGAAUUCAGAAGGGGCUGGAAUCUGCAAAAAAUUACCAAUAUGGGGCAGUUGUUACUCUGGAGUGUGAAGACGGAUAUACUCUGGAAGGCAGUCCCCAGAGCCAGUGCCAGGAGGAUCAUGGAUGGAACCCUCCCCUGGCUGUUUGCAAAUCACAAGGUCAGUGCACAGCCCCAGCACAUCUUCCAACUGCCAUGCGUAUAACACCGACUGACGAGGCUGAGUUUCCCAUUGGAACACGUUUGCAAUAUAAAUGCCGCCUUGGUUACAAGAAGAAUUUUUUCUCUAUCACCUGUCUAGAAGGCUCUGUGUGGUCAAGCCCUAAAAAGUGUUUUCGUAAAUCAUGUGAAUCUCCUCCAGAACUCAUAAAUGGCAAAAUGGAAAUAAUUGGAGAAGGCACCCAGUUUGGAUCAACCAUUAAGUAUUCUUGUAAUGAAGGAUACCGACUCGUUGGUGAGGCCGUUAUUACCUGCAUCAUCAUGGAUGAGAACACCGUCUCCUGGGAUGAUAAAGCACCUGUUUGUCAGAGUAUUUACUGUAAGCCACCCCCAACCAUCGCCAACGGAUAUUUCUCUGACAGCGACAGAGAUUAUUUUCAAUAUGGGGCGGCGGUGACCUAUCGCUGCAACUCUGACAAUAGAAGGGAAAGGUUUGUCCUCGUGGGAGAGCCAUCAAUCUACUGCACCAGCCAAGGUCAAGUGGGCACCUGGAGCGGCCCUGCCCCCCAGUGCAUCAUACCUAACAAAUGCACGCCUCCAGAGGUGGAAAACGGAAUCAGGGUGUCUGGGAACAAAAGCUUGUUCUCCUUAAACGAAGUCGUGAUGUUCAGGUGUGAGCCUGGCUUUGUCAUGAAAGGACCCUACAGUGUGCACUGCGGGGCCCAGAACAGAUGGGAGCCCGAGCUGCCCAGCUGCUCCCGGGUUUGUCAGCCGCCUCCAGAAAUCCUGCAUGGAAAGCACAACCUCAGCAACAGGGGCGCCUUCUCCCCUGGGCAGGACGCGACGUACAGCUGUGAGCCCGGCUACGACCUCCGAGGGGCUGCCUCUCUGCGCUGUGCGCCCCAGGGACACUGGAGCCCAGCAGCCCCCACAUGUGCAGUGAAAUCAUGUGCUGCCUUCCUGGACCAGCUUCCUAAUGGCCGUGUGCUCCCCCCAUUUAAUCUCGAGCUGGGGGCAAAAGUGACCUUCGUUUGUGAUGAGGGAUUCCAACUCAGAGGCAGCUCUGCUAGUCAUUGUGUCUUGGUUGGAACGGAAAGCCUUUGGAACGGCAGUGUCCCUGCGUGUGAACAAAUCUUAUGUCAAAAGCCUCCAGAUAUCCGCAAUGGAAGACACACAGGAAAACCUCUGGAAAUCUUUCCUUUUGGAAAAGAAGUAACUUACACAUGUGACCCCCACCCAGACAGACGGAUGAACUUGAGCCUCCUUGGGGAGAGCACCAUCCAUUGCACAAGCGACAGUCAAGGCAAUGGGAUCUGGAGCGGCCCUGCCCCUCGCUGUGGACUCCCAGGUUACUGUAAUGCUCCAGAUAAAUUUCCAUUUGCCCGGUUGAAAGUCCAAACCAAUCAAUCUGCCUUUCCUGUCGGGACAACUCUAAAGUAUGCAUGCAGCCCUGAGUACUACGGGUGGCCAUUCUCUAUCAGGUGCUUAGACAGCCUGGAGUGGUCACCUGCCAAGCAUGGCUGUAAACGUAAAGUAUGUACAACUCCUCCAGAUCCUGUGAAUGGCAUGACGCACAUAGACACGGACACCCAGCUCGGAUCCAGAAUUAAUUAUUCUUGUAAUACAGGGUAUCAACUCAUUGGUCCCUCAUCUGCCAAAUGCAUCAUCUCAGGCAAUACUGCCAUUUGGGAUAUGGAGCCACCAGUCUGUCAACGCAUUCACUGUAAGCCACCGCCAACCAUCGCCAACGGAUAUUUCUCUGACAGAGGCAGAGAUUACUUUGAAUAUGGGGCGGCGGUGACCUAUCGCUGCAACUCUGACAAUAGAAGGGAAAGGUUUGUCCUCGUGGGAGAGCCAUCAAUCUACUGCACCAGCCAAGGUCAAGUGGGCACCUGGAGCGGCCCUGCCCCCCAGUGCAUCAUACCUAACAAAUGCACGCCUCCAGAGGUGGAAAACGGAAUCAGGGUGUCUGGGAACAAAAGCUUGUUCUCCUUAAACGAAGUCGUGAUGUUCAGGUGUGAGCCUGGCUUUGUCAUGAAAGGACCCUACAGUGUGCACUGCGGGGCCCAGAACAGAUGGGAGCCCGAGCUGCCCAGCUGCUCCCGGGUUUGUCAGCCGCCUCCAGAAAUCCUGCAUGGAAAGCACAACCUCAGCAACAGGGGCGCCUUCUCCCCUGGGCAGGACGCGACGUACAGCUGUGAGCCCGGCUACGACCUCCGAGGGGCUGCCUCUCUGCGCUGUGCGCCCCAGGGACACUGGAGCCCAGCAGCCCCCACAUGUGCAGUGAAAUCAUGUGCUGCCUUCCUGGACCAGCUUCCUAAUGGCCGUGUGCUCCCCCCAUUUAAUCUCGAGCUGGGGGCAAAAGUGACCUUCGUUUGUGAUGAGGGGUUUCAUUUAAAGGGAAGUUCUUCUAGUUACUGUGUCCUGAUUGGAAUGGAAAGCCUUUGGAAUAACAGUGCUCCUGUGUGUCAACAAAUCUUUUGUACAAAUCCUCCCACUAUUCUUAAUGGAAAGCACACAGGAACUUCUAUGGGAGACAUUCCCUAUGGGAAAGAAAUAUCUUACACAUGCGACUCCCACCCAGGCAGAGGGGUGACCUUCAGUCUCAUUGGGGAGAGCACCAUCCGCUGCACAAAUGACAGUCAAGGGAAUGGGAUCUGGAGCGGCCCUGCCCCGCGCUGUGAACUUUCUGUUCCUGUUGGUUACUGUAAAGCUCCAGAACCAUUUCCAUUUGCCACGCCUACGGCCCUAACUGAUGAGUCUGAGUUUCCAGUUGGGACGUCUUUGAACUAUAAAUGCUCCCCUGGGUAUUUUGAGAAUACGUUCUCUAUCACCUGCUUAGAAAAUUUGGUCUGGUCCAGUGCUGAAGAUUUCUGUAGACGAAAAUCAUGUGGAACUCCACCAGAACCCGUCCAUGGCAUGGUGCAUUUAAACGCAGAUACCCACUUUGGAUCAACAGUUACUUAUUCUUGCAAUGAAGGGUAUCGACUCAUUGGCUCCCCAUCGGCUGCUUGUCUCCUCUCAGGCACUACUGUCACUUGGAAUAAGGAGCCACCUGUUUGUGAGAGUAUAUCUUGCGAGCCACCCCCAACCAUAUUCAAUGGAAACUUCUCCAGCAGCAGUGGAAAUGUUUUUCAAUAUGCCACAGUGGUAACUUACCAGUGUUACACUGGGCCGUAUGGAGAAAAGCUGUUUGACCUCGUGGGAGAGCAAUCAAUAUAUUGUACCAGCAAAGACCAUCAGCUUGGGGUUUGGAGCAGCCCCCCUCCACAGUGUGUUUCUGCCAGUAGAUGCACAACCCCAGAAAUUGAAAACGGGAUUAGAGUAUCAGGAAAUAGGACUUUAUUUUCUUUAAAUGAGAUCGUGAGAUUUCGAUGUCGGCCUGGUUUUUUCAUGAAAGGGUCCAACACUGUGCAAUGCUGGCCCAACAAUACAUGGGUGCCUGAGCUGCCAAGCUGCUCCAGGGCAUGCCCACCUCCGCCCAAGAUGCACCAUGGGCAUCACAUUGGAAGACGUGUAUCUCUGUAUCUUCCUGGGAUGAUAGUCAGUUACACUUGUGACCCAGGCUACCUGUUAGUGGGAAAAGCCUUCAUUUUCUGUACGCACGAGGGAACCUGGACCCAGUUUGAUCAGUAUUGCAAAGAGGUAAAAUGUAGCCUCCCACAAUUCAUGAAUGGAAUCCGAAAGGAGUUGGAAAUGAGCAAAGAAUUUCAAUAUAGAGAUAAUGUAACCUUGGAGUGUAAAGAUGGAUAUACUCUGGAAGGCAGUCCCUGGAGCCAAUGCCAGUUGAAUAACACAUGGCAUCCACCUCUGGCCAUAUGUACAUCUCGUAAGGGCCCACGUAAUGUUCUCGCUAUUGGUGUGUCCUUUGGUGGUGUCUUUAUCGUAGCCAUCAUUGUUUCCUGUUGGAUGAUUCUAAAGCGCAGAAACAGCAGUAAUACAGAUGAAAAACCUAAAGAAGUGAAUAUCUGUUUACAUCCCCAAGGAGGCAGCUGUGAUCAUGCUCAAAGUCUGCAAACAAAUCAGGAACAUGGCAGUGUCCUUCCUUCACAAAAUACUAUAAAGCCAGAGAACAGCUUGAAUUGAAAUGAUCGUUGGAAAGGAGUCAAUUUAUUUCAACAAAGGAAGAUCUGAGGCUCAUAAAAUCCUUGAAGUGACUUCACAGAGAUGCCAACAUGCGCAUGUGAAGAGGCUGAAGCUCUCCCAAUUCCUAAGGAAGCUCCCUCCUGGUAGUUUGGACACUGUCACCCCACCUUCUUUCUUUGCGCUGAAAGCACACACUGUCCAGUCAGGAAAAGACUGCACUUAGGACAUAGAAAUAGUCUCAGUUGCUUAAAGGAAGAAAGUGUUGUCUAGGAUUUCUGUUUACAAGUUUGUCAUUUUUCUUUGUUAGUUUUAAUUGUUUAUAUAAAUGACCCUUGAACAAUGUGGGGGUUAAGUGGUGCCACCUAAGUGGAAAUGCUGUUUCCGAACAGCAGUUUGCUGAAUCCUGAAGGCAAA
This is a messenger RNA of Miniopterus natalensis, 8148 nucleotides long. NCBI's taxonomy places the organism in Eukaryota, Metazoa, Chordata, Mammalia, Chiroptera, Miniopteridae. The record is from RefSeq and is a predicted model, not a curated record.